Opisthorchis viverrini is the source of this 3587-nucleotide messenger RNA. RefSeq lists its product as hypothetical. The annotation marks the transcript as partial. Gene Ontology annotation, biological process: protein phosphorylation; regulation of MAPK cascade; intracellular signal transduction. Gene Ontology annotation, cellular component: cytoplasm. The transcript has 11 exons. Gene Ontology annotation, molecular function: ATP binding; protein serine/threonine kinase activity. The record is from RefSeq and is a predicted model, not a curated record. NCBI's taxonomy places the organism in Eukaryota, Metazoa, Platyhelminthes, Trematoda, Opisthorchiida, Opisthorchiidae.
CGACUCGCUCCUGUCAGUGUCUACAAAAACGCUGCAGAAGAAACGGAAACACCGCCUCCACCUCUUCGGACGCAUAGCACUUCGGCUCUUCAGCCACAUGAACAAUUUGCUCACAAGUUGAAUAAGCCAUUACCUCCGAUCCCCACAGAAGAUGGAAAAAAGGAUAGAAAAAAGUCAAAAAACAAAAAUCUCAAAACGAAACCUAAUACAAUGCCCAACAUUUCCGCCCCAAUGAGCGUUCUCCACAAGAUACACAUUACGAUAGAUCCAAACACCGGGGAAUUAGAAGGAAUGCCUGAAGAGUGGGUCCGGAUUUUCGGCGAGGCUGGGAUCACUCAAUUUGAACAACAACGGAAUCCUCGUCUCUGUCUGAGUGUAUUGAAUAUUCUGUCAAAAUCAGAACAUCCACAAGAAAAGUUCAUGUUUGUCCCUUAUGAACAAUCGGCGCUGCCGGUGACUGAUAAUUCACCGUUCGGUGACACAAGUAUCGCCCACAACUACGCUGAUCAUCAUUUUAAAGCAAGCACUCCAGAAAAUGAGGGAUCUUCAUUUUAUUCGCGAGUUCCCGGUCCGUGCACAGUUGGUGUUCGUAGCAGUAGUCUGAGCAGUGGGAGGGGUAGCAGCGAGGGCGUGGGAAGUCGAAGUGGAAGCGGUAGUGGUGGUGCGGCAAGUCGCAGCAGCAGUAGUGGUCAUGGGGGUGCUGGUUUUCCACUUCCUGUGACCAGCGUCCCUGCAAAUGGCCGCAGUUCCGCUCCUGGUCCUAAUAGCAUGACAGUAACCUCAGGCAGCCACAGUAGCUCUGGCAGUAACUGCAGUACUGGCAGUCUCACUGGUGGUAUGGAACUGAACAAUACAAUGUUGGCUACAACUCAGCGAACUGGACCAAACAGUGUGCUUGUUAAUGGCCAUUCCACUGGGAACCACUUCCAUGGGGGUGUAACACAGCGUGUUACCGCCUCCGCGGCCCCAACCGAAUGUAACGUUUUACCAACGUACAGUGGAUCCAGUUCGUCGUACCAGCCAACCUCGUUCCAGUCCAUGGCAGCGCAUACACCGCCUGCGUACACCCUACGUCAAAUUCCUCCAGCGCACUCAGUUGGAUAUCCAUACACAUCAACGGCGCCUACCUCGGAAUCAAUUAUUCUGACAGCUCCGACCACGACACCCUCUUCGACUGUUUAUCACACGACGCAAGGGAGCGCCAUUGUCAAACCACUCAGUGAUAACCAACCCCAACGUGACAAACUGCCCUAUUUUAUGCACAAAUCCCAGUGGCAUUCAAACGUGACAGGACACGUCCCACUCUCGCCUGGCUUACCCAGACGAUUUGUUGAUGGCGUUCUCCCUCCAGAAACUUCAGCCCAUAUUCAGUACUCCUCUGGACAGUCUUCCCCUUCACCUGCUGGCUCCGCUACGCCUGUUCCGACUCCACGCCGUGAAUCCUUAGCCGGAUCAGUUCCAAUGCGAGCUGGGCCUGCUCCUCCUGCUCUUGCAACGCAUGAACUGUCGUCUGACGCCAACUACACUCUUACUCCUCCUCCGGUGGCUACUCGUCCAGAGAAGACAAAGUCUAUUUACACCAAGCCUGUCGAAGCCCAGUGUGAUGAACACCUAAUAUUAGGCGAUGAACAGGAUGCAUCCAGACGUUCCUUGGAAACCCCGGUUCCACCACAAACGACCGCCUUAAUCUAUGGUUCAGAAAACGAAACAAGGAUCAAUGUCACCGAAUUGCCCACAGUUCAUUCAGAUGGGAAUAAUUCUUCUGUUCAUGCUUAUCAGCAAGCAAAUGAAAGCCGACCCCUCAAGCCAAACACUCUGGAGAGGCAUGGUCAAAAGAAGGUUCGUCCAAAAAUAUCGGAUGAGGCAAUACAGGAGAAGUUACGAAUGAUCGUCAGCAUCGGUGAUCCGAACCGAAAGUACCAACGCCAAGAGAAGAUUGGACAAGGUGCUUCUGGAACAGUUUAUGGCGGUAUCGAGGUUGCGACCGGUCGACGGGUUGCCAUCAAACAGAUGAACUUAAAACAGCAACCAAAAAAGGAGCUGAUUGUUAACGAGAUAUAUGUGAUGAAAGCCAAAAAACAUCCAAACGUGGUAAAUUAUUUGGACAGCUACCUUGUAGCUGAUGAACUCUGGGUUGUCAUGGAAUACUUGGAUGGAGGCUCUCUAACCGAAGUGGUGACCGAAACAUAUAUGGAAGAAGGGCAGAUUGCGGCUGUUUGUAGAGAGUGCUUGCAAGCAUUGGACUUCCUACACAAGAAUCAAGUCAUUCACCGUGAUAUCAAAUCCGAUAAUAUUUUACUCGGUUUGGACGGAUCAGUCAAAUUGACGGAUUUCGGAUUUUGUGCCCAGUUGAGUUCGGAACAGAACAAACGCUCAACCAUGGUGGGCACCCCGUACUGGAUGGCACCAGAGGUAGUCACACGCAAGCAAUACGGGCCCAAGGUAGAUAUUUGGUCACUCGGCAUAAUGGCAAUUGAGAUGUUGGAUGGUGAACCUCCUUAUCUGAAUGAGAAUCCCGUGCGCGCGCUUUAUCUUAUUGGGACAAACGGAAAACCGGAAAUUAAGGAGCGCGACAAACUGAGCCCAGAAUUUCAAGAUUUCCUAGAUUUGUGCCUAGAAGUCAAGGUGGAAAAGCGAGCGACCGCUCAAGAACUGCUACAGCAUCCGUUCAUCGUCAAAUGUGCCAAACCACUCUCCUCCUUAACACCACUUAUUUUAGUCGCCCGGGAACAAGCACGACAACACAAUGAUUGAAAACUGCAACAUCCUCGCUUCAUGAAGACUACUUUGUUGUGCUAACACUGGUAUAUCCGACCCAUUUGGUUUUACUGUCAGAGCCACAUUCAUCUUUUCCGCUCAUCGCCUCUGCCUUUUUAUCCCAAAACCCACCAGACAUAUACGGGGGCGCUCAAAGUUAUUUUUACUACCCUCUGACAGGACAUGUCUCGUUGCUGUCCUAACCUCGACUUAUGUUCCACUUCCUUGUUGAUAAAUCGCCCACCUGCUCUCUUUUUCACUACCUUUAGCAUAUUUUCUCUCGUGACGGACACCGAGCUAUGGAAUUGUUACAGACAGAUAAUUUUCGUUCGUUCGGUUAGUACUUGCGCUACACACUUCCGUUCUCUAUCCUGAAUGGAGAACCAUGUAUAUAUAGGUCAACAAUCCUACAAGCUUUCCGCAUAUUUUCUGGGUUUCAACCCGUACUCUAGGUCUUUCCGUUGGUUUAUUGCUAUUUGGCUUGUCGAUCCGACUACGCUCUCCACCGAUUCACUGUGUUACUGUUGCCCAGUGCAAUGUGGACAUACAAACCAACCUCUUCCCAUGGUCCGUCAAAUUACCAAAUACCCUUUGUCUUCCUGACCGUUUAUCCAUACUCAUUUCUCCUGUGUAUCUGACAUCCAGACUGAUCGGGCGGCAACGGGCAGCUUCAGACGCCGUCCGCCCAUCGAUCCUACCUGCGGGGACUCAUCACAAAGCUGGCAACAUAUGACUUCAUUUUUGUCGAUAUUCUCGAACAAGCAUAUUACUUUGUCCUUUAACUGUAAUUUGGUUAUCUCAUCUUUGGAAAAUCUUGUUUUCGCGCCAUA